AUUGGGUAUUCCAUUAUUGGUACUUUGUUAUAAUUCAUUCAGCAACAAACAACUUCUUUAUAUCAAUUGCGAAUGCAAAGUCAAAAUAACAUGAAAAGAUACUUAGUGUUCUCUGUUAUAACUUUAACUGUGGUGUCCACAACAUACGGUCAUCCUGUGAGUGCCAAUGUGCCCGAGUGUAGAGAUGGCGAGGAGUGGGUAAAUCAAGAAUGCCGCAAGAUCAACAAGAACGUCAUAGUUGUGCCACCAAACUGCGCACCUGGACAAGUCUUGAUCAACGGACAGUGUCGUGACAUUUGGAGACAAGGAAUCAACAAACCAAAUGUGAUAGAUGUCCCGGAUAACUGCGGUCCCAACCAAAAAUUAAUCAACGGCCAGUGCCGAGACAUUUGGAGAUACAGCGUCAAUGUACAAAACAUCAUACAUGUACCGGAUAACUGCCCUCCGGGUCAACAAUUAAUCAAUGGGAUUUGUCGGGAUAUAUGGUUCAGAAACAUUGACGUUCAAAAUGUAGUAACAGUUCCUCCGAACUGCCCCGUGGGUCAGGAAUGGAUAAAUGGACAGUGUCGAGAUGUCUGGCCUAGAACACAACCAACUGUGCCUAAAGAAGAUGGUGGUGACUUCACAUCAACGAAUGGUGAAAAGAUCGUUGGACCACAAAUGACUCUGCACGACCUUAUAAUGAAUGAACAAACGGUAGGAGAUAUAAAAAUUAAAAACGUCAUCAAUGUGCCGAACCAAUGCCCCUCUGGGUUCAGGCCGGAUGCCCAUGGCGUAUGCCGGCCGAUAUGGACAGCUUAGAACUUUUGUCAAUAAAAUUAAUUUUAACUUCCUGGUGCUACGAUUGUCGUUAUUAUAAAUAUUAUCCAACCUAGUUACCUAGGUAUAUCAUUUAUCAAUAAUAAAAUAUAUGUAUGUUAUCAGUAA
This is a messenger RNA of Plutella xylostella (diamondback moth), 927 nucleotides long. RefSeq lists its product as uncharacterized. NCBI's taxonomy places the organism in Eukaryota, Metazoa, Arthropoda, Insecta, Lepidoptera, Plutellidae. The record is from RefSeq and is a predicted model, not a curated record.